CCGCUGAGUUGACCCAUUACAGACAUUAUUAUUAUUAUUAUUUAUAUUGCCGGUGGUCAGUGAUCUCGCUGAGCUGUGAGCACGUUCUUCUGGUGACGCAGCUCUUCUCCACUUCGCAAGCACGUAGCGCCAACGCGAUAUUAUUAUUAUUGUUCCGGUACUCUUCGGUUAAUUAAAUCGCUGCGUGUCGCUAUCAAUGUGCACUGCUUAUCAGCAUGGACGGGAAAACUCGGGGCAUAUUUAUCUCGGCCCGAUGUUAACUUGCCAACUUCGACUGUUUUGGCUUUUUGGCUCCCAACAGUUGGCUCCGGCACGUAGACCCAAACAGAACUCCAACCCGAAAAGGUAACCCACGAUGCGCUCUUCGAUGAAGCUGUUCGCCUGCCAGGUGCUCCUCCUCCUCCUCCUGAUGACGAUCCGGCAGGCGAAGGGUGAGGAGAGCCACUGCACCUCGGUGGCCGGAAUGGUCAAGCUGUUGGAUGUGGAGAAGCACCUCAUUGAUAACCUAGAGGACUAUGCCGUCGAACUGGAGAAAAAGCUGGAAACCGUGAGGAGAAGCAUAACCAGCCUUCGUUUGGAAAACGACAGAGCCCGUGGUUCCACGGAGGAGUAUUUGUCCAAUCCCCUGAACUCAUUUUCCCUCAUACGCCGCAUGAAUCGCGACUGGAUGAUAUGGCAGCUUUAUAUGGACGAUCCCAUCGGACUGUCGCAGGUGGAGCGGAUUCAAGAGCUCAGGGAACAUAUGCCCACCAACACCGAUGUGGAGGAGGCUGUCACUGCCUUGGAUCGCAUUCAAAAUACCUAUGGCUUGAAGAUUUCUGAAAUAGCUCAUGGCCUGCUCAAUGGAAAACAAUACAAUGUGAGUUUCACAGCAUUGGACACCUAUGCCAUGGGUCAAAUACUGUUUGAUCAGGAAAACUACUUGGCAGCUGCUGGCUGGCUCUAUCAGUCCGUUGUUUUAAUGGAGGUUUAUAAACUAGCUGCUCCUCUAGAGCUUUCCAAGACCGAAGUACAAAUGGUCUAUGCUGAAACCUUGCUAAAACUGAACCAAAAUGCGGAUGCUCUGAAAGUUGUCAACAUUGCACUGGCUGAUAAACCGAAUGAUAUUAAACUUUUGCUGAGGAGGUCGGAAAUCGAAACGUUGAUAAGGACGGGCACCAACCAAGCGCCCCUGUUGAAGACUCAGGGAUCAGGGAACACCUACCAGAUGGGCUGCCGAGGUCAGUUCCCAGCGUCCACGGAUGCCAGGCUUCACUGUCGCUACAAUACAACCACCUCGCCCUUCCUGACCCUGGCUCCCUUCAAAAUGGAACUGGUGGGUCUGGAUCCCUAUAUGGUUUUAUACCACGAUGUGCUCUCCGAGAAAGAGAUCAGAGAACUCCAGGGAAUGGCCACUCCGGGCUUGAAGAGAGCCACCGUCUUCCAGGCCUCCUCGGGUCGCAACGAAGUGGUCAAGACCAGGACCUCCAAGGUCGCCUGGUUCCCCGAUUCCUUUAGUCCCCUCACCAAGAGACUAACUGCCCGAAUCACCGAUAUGACCGGCUUUAAUCUCGUCGGCUCGGAAAUGCUGCAGCUAAUGAACUACGGUUUGGGUGGCCACUACGAUAAGCACUACGAUUAUUUUAACCAGAUUAACUCAAAUUUGACUGCCAUGAGUGGUGAUCGGAUUGCCACAGUACUCUUCUAUCUAACGGAUGUGGAACAGGGUGGUGCCACCGUCUUUCCAAACAUCCAAAAGGCCAUCUUCCCCCAACGCGGUUCGGUUAUAAUGUGGUACAAUCUCAAGGACGACGGUCAGCCCGAUACCCAAACCCUUCAUGCCGCCUGUCCCGUAAUAGUGGGCUCCAAAUGGGUGUGCAACAAAUGGAUUCGAGAGCGCGAACAGUUAUUCAGCAGACCUUGUCUCAAAAAGUCAAUGUGAUUCUCAGUGUUAACUAUUUUUAGAAAAGUGAUAUUAUACGACCCCUAGAAACUCAAUAAACUCAAGUCAAAAUC
Molecule: messenger RNA, 1995 nt
Organism: Drosophila takahashii
Lineage: Eukaryota; Metazoa; Arthropoda; Insecta; Diptera; Drosophilidae
Source: RefSeq, a predicted model, not a curated record